AUGGUGGUGUGGCCGGGGUGUCAUCGCUCUGCCCCUCCCCCGGUUCCCGCGUUCGAAGAUUUCACAACCAAGAAGAAGGCGCCCGUCAAGAGCGGCGGUCGCGGGAGCGGCGGCGGCGAUUCGGGCGACAGCGACAGCAGCCACCUCCGCGGGUCUACGUCUUCCAACCGUGGUCGCGCCCAGCCGUCUUCUUCAGCGUCCAGCUCUUCGGAGCGCGCGGACAAGAAAGGAGUAAAAAAGAAGAGCCGCACCUCCCGCCCGUCUUCGGACACGGCUGGAGGAGCAUCCUCGGAUUCCGGUUCGGAACGUAGCCUUCCUCGGAAGACUUCUUCGGGCAGGAUAUCCAGGCAACAAGUGAAGCGGAGGCUGGACGACGGAGCCACGGGCCCGGAAGCCUUCACGCUCCUUCUGCGGCUGCUGUCGGAGCAAUUCGAUGUCGGAGAUCGACAGGAGUCGUUUUUGCGACUUCAGGAGUUUGGUGUUUCGAAUGGAACCUUGUUUGCGGAUUACCUUAGGGCGUUCCGUCUUUUGGUUUCUUCGGUGACCGGGUCUGAGCGUGUUUUGGCUCCUAGUGUAUCGAUGGUGCUUGAGAUUGUCAGGAAUUCUGUAAGUAAGCAGUUUCCGUCUUUGGCUCCGAUGUUGUACCCUGGUGACCUGGCUACGGCCGUGACACCGUUUGAUUCGAUUGAUGCAAUGUGGCAGGCGUUCGCGCCUUUGGCCACCAACAAAACCCCCGCAAUAGGAGGUUCAGAGUAUUUUUCUUUGUCCUCUACGCCUGGCUCCUCGCAGCCCCGGCGUUCCCAGAACCGUGCCACUGCACCUGCGCCUUCGGGCCGGCGGGCACAAGGUUCUGCACACAAUCCUGUUGUUUUGGCAGUUCAGUCACAGGAUGGCGGUAAUGAUCCAUUUUCCCGCGAUUACAAUGCGUGGCCAGCUAAACAGGGCGAUUGGUCAGAUGUGUACCAAGUCAGUUCCUCUUUUCGCAACACCGGUGAUCCUUUUUGUGGACGCCUCUCUUGA
Messenger RNA from Ectocarpus sp. CCAP 1310/34, 1020 nucleotides. Lineage: Eukaryota; Phaeophyceae; Ectocarpales; Ectocarpaceae. The record is from the annotation of a GenBank genome assembly.